Myodes glareolus (Bank vole) is the source of this 2363-nucleotide messenger RNA. RefSeq names its product acyl-CoA synthetase medium chain family member 3 (gene Acsm3). Gene Ontology annotation, molecular function: fatty acid ligase activity; fatty-acyl-CoA synthase activity. Gene Ontology annotation, cellular component: mitochondrial matrix. Lineage: Eukaryota; Metazoa; Chordata; Mammalia; Rodentia; Cricetidae. Gene Ontology annotation, biological process: fatty acid biosynthetic process; acyl-CoA metabolic process. The record is from RefSeq and is a predicted model, not a curated record.
CCAGCUCUCUGACUGUCACACUCCUUCCACUUUGAUCUACUACUAGUACUACUACUACUUUGAUCUACUAAAUCAGAGGUGAAAAGCAAGGAGGCCCAAGCAGGAUGAUCUCAGAAGCUCAAGAUCAUGGACUGGUCAGUUUCUCACACAACCAGCUGGAUUAGUCUGCAUGGAAACCCCAAGUGCUAAAACAUCCAACAGCACUGAUUCUAGAUAGCUUUUGUCACCAUGGCAAUGUUACGUCAUGCUAAGUGUUUGCAGCGCCUAGCAAUUCCUGGUCCUCUAAGAGUCUUGUAUAAAGAUUACAGAACAGCAACCCCUCAGAACUUUUCCAACUAUGAAUCCAUGAAACAGGACUUCAAACUAGAGAUUCCAGAGCAUUUCAAUUUUGCAAAAGAUGUCCUGGACCAAUGGAGCAGUGUGGAAAAGGCUGGAGGGAGACUUUCCAACCCAGCCUUCUGGUGGAUAGAUGGAAAUGGAGGAGAAGUGAGAUGGGGUUUUGAAGAACUUGGAUCUUUAUCCAGGAAAUUCGCCAACAUACUCACAGAAGCCUGUUCCUUGCAAAGGGGAGACCGAGUAAUGGUGAUUCUGCCCAAGAUCCCAGAGUGGUGGCUAGCGAAUGUGGCCUGCCUGCGAACAGGGACAGUUUUAAUUCCGGGAACCACUCAGCUGACCCAGAAAGACAUCCUCUACAGACUACAGUCUUCAAAAGCCAAGUGCAUUAUUACUGAUGAUGCGUUAGCCCCAGCAGUAGAUUCUGUAGCAGCUAAAUGUGAAAAUCUCACCUCCAAACUCAUUGUGUCCCAGCACUCCAGAGAAGGGUGGGGGAACCUCAAGGAGAUGAUGAAACAUGCCAGUGACAGCCAUACCUGCGUGAACACAAAGCACAAUGAGAUGAUGGCCAUUUACUUCACCAGUGGGACAACUGGGUAUCCUAAGAUGAUCGGACACACCCACAGCAGUUUUGGUUUAGGAUUAUCUGUCAACGGAAGAUUCUGGCUGGAUUUGACAGACUCAGAUGUGAUGUGGAAUACUUCAGACACAGGUUGGGCAAAGUCUGCAUGGAGUAGUGUUUUUUCUCCAUGGAUCCAAGGAGCAUGUGUGUUUGCACACUAUUUGUCCCGUUUUGAGCCGACUUCCAUCUUGCAAACCCUCUCCAAGUUCCCCAUCACUGUCUUCUGUUCUGCGCCAACUGCCUACCGAAUGCUUGUACAGAAUGAUACAGUCAGAAGCUAUAAGUUCAAAAGCUUGAAGCACUGUGUGAGUGCUGGGGAACCAAUCAACCCUGAAGUGAUGGAACAAUGGAGAAAGAAGACAGGCCUAGACAUCUACGAAGGAUACGGACAGACAGAAACGGUGCUGAUCUGUGGAAAUUUCAAAGGGAUGAAAAUUAAGCCUGGCUCAAUGGGAAAGCCUUCUCCUGCUUUUGAUGUGAAGAUUUUAGAUGAAAAUGGUGCUAUUCUUCCUCCUGGACAAGAAGGGGACAUUGGUGUUCAAGUUCUUCCUGAGCGACCAUUUGGCCUUUUUAGUCAUUAUGUAGAUAAUCCUUCAAAAACAGCCUCAACUCUACGAGGCAAUUUUUACAUCACUGGGGACAGGGGCUAUAUGGAUGAAGAUGGCUAUUUCUGGUUUGUUGCGAGAUCAGACGAUGUUAUAUUAUCCUCUGGCUACCGAAUUGGACCAUUUGAAGUAGAAAGUGCCCUGAUAGAGCAUCCUUCUAUCGCAGAGUCAGCUGUUGUCAGCAGCCCAGACCCUGUCAGAGGAGAGGUAGUAAAGGCUUUUAUUGUUCUGAAUCCUGAUUACAAGUCACAUGAUCAAGAACAACUGAAAAAGGAGAUUCAGGAACACGUGAAAAAGACUACAGCACCUUACAAAUACCCCAGGAAGGUGGGCAUCCUUGUUUCAACUGCACUAUUCAGUGCUUUGGAAAAGGUAGAAUUCAUUGAAGAACUGCCAAAGACUGUCAGUGGGAAGGUCAAAAGAAAUGAACUGAGGAAAAAAGAAUGGAAAACUAUUUAAACUCAUCCAUUAAUUAUUCAGAUAUCUAUAAACAACCUCGGUGUCUACAGUCUGCAGGAACCACAGGUUAUAUGGGCAAAUUGCUUCUAAAUUGAAUUUAAAGUACUUUUUGGUAAUGACAUCAGAGGCUGAAUUCUGAAAUCAAAUAGUCAAAGAAUCCUUCUGUGUUCACCUCAAUGUUUCUGCAAUUUGGCUGCAUAAGCAAAGGUCUUCAGGUGCUGAGAUAUUUUAACUUAGGGACAGUUUCUAAAUCAAAUUUCUACCCCACUGGUUUUCUACCCCAAAUAAUUCUAAUGUGUUAAUAUACAAAUCGAAACAAAUAUUAAAGCUCUUUAAAAAACUAA